This is a messenger RNA of Oldenlandia corymbosa var. corymbosa, 405 nucleotides long. NCBI's taxonomy places the organism in Eukaryota, Viridiplantae, Streptophyta, Magnoliopsida, Gentianales, Rubiaceae. The record is from the annotation of a GenBank genome assembly.
AUGGCUGCUGCUUUGGUGGAAGAAUCGAAUAAGCAGCCACUUUUAUCCAACCUAGAAGAAGAAGAUAACUGCCAUUUGCUGCAAGAUUCAAUUCAACAAGUAAUCCACCAACCAAAUAGAAAUACUAAUAAUUUAUUGUUUGAUGCGGAUGAAGGUGAAAUCAACCCAAUCAAUGGAGCCGGAGAUUUCUUCCGGGAAUUCGUCAACGAGUCCAACAAACUCUGGUACCUCGCCGCCCCGGCAAUCUUCACUUCUUUUUCCCAGUACUCCAUCGGCGCCAUGACUCAGGUCUUCGCCGGCCACCUCGGAGCUCUUGAACUCGCCGCCGUUGCCGUCGCAAGAAGCGCUGUUUCCGGAUUCGCUUUUGGUAUUAUGGUAAUUAAAAAGACAAAAAAAAAAGUUUGA